AUGGGCAACAUAACUGACGAUGGUCUCCCAGAACGCGGCCCUUCUCCUCUAGCAUCGAACAAUCCUUUCCGCAGCCGUGUUUCCGAUAACACCAUUAGUCCUGCGCUCGCUCCCGUCAGAACUGGUACUAAAAAUCCAUUUCUCGAUGCCAGUGAGAUUGCGUCACCAGACAGAACGACCAAGGCCAGGGCUGCGCGAGACAACGAUGAAAUACCAUCAGCUGAUAAAACUCUAGACUUCUUCGGACUAUUGAGCCUCGAUGACUCGUCGAAAGCCGCGCAAAAGCCUCCGGCGAACGGCACUGCUCGCAGAGAAAAUAUUGUCACGCGACCUCAUCCAAGAGGACUUCCUCCCCGGCACAGACAUAGCAACUCCGAUGAAGAACGUCGACGCCAACAAGGCAACCGCCGGGAACAGCAAAACGAGCUUGAUAUCUUUGCAGACCCCCCUGGACUGAGUCGUCCUCGAAAUGUACGUCCGCCGCGACGUAAUUCGGAAUCUUCAGUACGCGAGAAACCCAAAGACAUGGAUCCAGAGUCCGAAAAAAGGAGGAGGGAAAGAAAACUGCGCGAAGGAAAAGGUUCACACCGCUCUAAGAAACCCAACGCGAAGUUGGAUGUCAUUGACAAACUGGAUGUCACCAGCAUCUACGGAACGGGGUUAUUUCAUCACGAUGGUCCUUUCGAUGCCUGCAAUCCCCAUCGCAACCGAAAGGGCGCCAAACAAGCUCCGAUCCAAGCGUUUCCCAAAGAUUCAAUCAACAUGCAACUCGGGGGGGCGGGUCCUGUCAAUUCAAAACUGAACCUUGAUCAGUAUAAUGGAACCGGCCAAGAAGCACACGUCGAUUACAACGAAGCCGCGGCUGCCGAAGAUGUUACCGAUUAUGGUCGUCGACCACAAACUGACCGGAGCGCCAGCUUCAAUCCUAUAGCUCGUACGGAACCAGUCCAUGGUGAGGAGACUUAUGGACUUGGUACAAGCACAUUCUUAGAAGGCGCCCCUGCAAGCCGAGCGGCGAUACAACGUCGAGAGAGUGAGAACGAGGCCGCUCAGCAAGCAUUCAACGCAGGUGGGUUGUCUCGAAAGAAAAGCCUGGCUCAGAGAAUCAAAUCUGUCCGACCAAAAUACUCGGAGACGGGACGUGUAACCUCGCCCGAGCCGGUGGCAGGCACGAGUAGCCCGCUUGGCACAGGAAAGGCCGAACCGACCAGCGCCAAUCCGUUCUUCCAGGAGUAUGACAAAGACUACGAGAAGAAGGGCACACAGAUCGCAUUCGCCGAAGGACAACAGAAGAACGGUCGAGCUCGUGCACCCAGCAGCCCUCGACGCGGCUUGGGGCUUGAAAGAAAGCUGACCUCUGACAGCAUGGGCAUCGAAGAAGCCAAGUCCGGAAGUUCUGGUGGUGGAUUUCUGAGUCGAGUCAAGAGCAUGAAAGGCCGUAGCCGCACGCGCGAACGGCGGAACACUGGGGCGUCGUAA
Molecule: messenger RNA, 1479 nt
Organism: Capronia epimyces CBS 606.96
Lineage: Eukaryota; Fungi; Ascomycota; Eurotiomycetes; Chaetothyriales; Herpotrichiellaceae
Exons: 3
Coding region: 1-1479 (492 amino acids)
Cellular component (GO): cytoplasm
Source: RefSeq, a predicted model, not a curated record